Messenger RNA from Spodoptera litura, 1163 nucleotides. RefSeq lists its product as uncharacterized. The record is from RefSeq and is a predicted model, not a curated record. Lineage: Eukaryota; Metazoa; Arthropoda; Insecta; Lepidoptera; Noctuidae.
UGUAGUUUGAUCCUUACAGUGUUCAGUUGUAGUGCAGUGAUCCUUUUCAAAAUGAAGGCCUACAUCGCAGUUCUCUUCCUGGCAGCCUCAGUUCUGGCGGAUCCCGAACCGAGCAAAGUUGUCCAGAAGCGAAGUGGCCUGGUCGGUCAUUUUGGAGCUCCCCUGAUUGGUCAUGGAUUGGCUUUGGGUCAUGGAUACGCGGGACAUCUAGCAGGACCCAUCGCCGCGGGACAUUUAGCAGGGCCCAUUGCCGCGGGACAUUUAGCCGGACCAAUCGCCGCUGGCUAUGCUGCGGGACCAUUCGUGGGAGGACCUGUUGGAGCAGCCAUAGUAGGAGCUGAUGUUCACACGACUGUCACGAAACAUGUUGGUGUCCCUGUGCCUGCACCUUAUCCUGUUCCUGUGGAUAGACCUUACCCUGUUGCCGUAAAGGUGGCAGUCCCCGUACCCGUAGACCGUCCCUACGCUGUGCCUGUCCCCAAGCCCUACCCGGUCACCGUUGAGAAGCACGUCGCUGUCCCUGUCGACCGUCCCGUGCCUGUGCCUGUACCUCAUGCUGUGCCUUACCCCGUCAUUAAGCAAGUCGGAGUUCCCGUCCCCCAGCCCUACCCAGUAGCCGUGCCAAAACCAGUAGCCGUGCCAGUACCAGCCCCAGUCGCCGUCCCAGUAGUCAAGUCCUACGCUAGCGCCCCCAUCAUCCACGAUUUCCACGGACAUGGAUAUGGCCACGCCCACGCAUUCCACUCAUCAAAACUUGGAUGGUAAACUGUACAAUGGCGUCACUCGCACGUUGACAAAUUAAAAUUAAAAAAAAAAUGUGUGUGUAGCAAACUUUGUAGAAGUAUGAAGGGAGUUUACGCCAUAUUCUCAAAUGAUUGUGAGUCGUAUAGCCCUGUGAUAAGGUGUUUUUAAGUAGUAUGGAUUUUUUAGGUUUUAAUUUGUCAUCAAGCGAGUUGUCUAAAUAACGAUAUGUUUAUGUUAAGGCAUUUUCAUAUGGGAUUAUUGUUUGAGUCAGAACGUUUUUAUGUGAUGUAGAUAAGUGUAGUUUUAUGUGUGAGUGUGUGAUGCAAAGAGCUUAUAUCUACUGUGUGUAACUUGAGAAGUACUUGAUCAAAGAAAGCGACCAAGAAAUGACGUCAUUCAUAUAAGUUCAGGUUCACAAA